CAGAGCUUGACUUUAAAGUUCAUUUUUUGUUCCUUACUUCAUCUGCAUUUCGCCAUCGAUACUUUAACAGCUUUCCGAUUAGGGUUAAUUAGGCGGAGGUGCGAAGCCUUUGAUCCAGCGCGCAAACCGGCUCCUUGCACGAUCAAAUUGCCACCGGAUCCUCACAGACUUCGGUCUGUUUAUGAAUUUUACUUUCUCACGUAAUAGACUUUGGUUAGAGUAAUUCAUUCAGAUGAACUUUUUCACACUCUAUGUAUGUGUUACCUGCUUAAGCUGGGCGCUUGCAGUGCGCAGCCCCGGUAUUUCCCGGGCAACCGGCGCGUACGAGUUGCCUUCCGUGACCGAGAGUAAGGGACGGCGACUGGGUACCAGAGCCCGUCUCUGGCCGGGCUUCAGGGUUCCCUCCCCCGUCUCAAAACGCUUACCCCCGGGGCGCUUUGUGUUCCUGCCCGGCGUGCACAUAACCUGUUCAAGCAGCGAGGUUAUAGUGAGAGUUAAAAAACGCCUCUCCGUCUCCAGCGAUGCCAAGCGCCUUAGGCUCGGGCGCUCCUGCGUGAGUAACGGCGCUGACCGGCUCUCCGGUGACCUGCUUUUCCGCUACCCGAUAACGGCGUGCGAUGUUGUGCGAGAGCUGGGACCGACAUACAUUCUGUAUCGGUUCGUGCUGCGGUACUCUUCCCAGAGAGCUGGCGUCCUCCGUCACCGCCUAGAAUGCCAUCUAAAUCGAUACCAUUACGUGCACCAGCUGGCGGUGAAACCAACCUGGCGCACACCCAUAAGCAAGGUGCUCAGAAAUCGGCUGGGCAGCUAUCAGAUACAGCAAAUGAAUGCUGAUUGGACUGGACGCCGUACUUCCAGCACAUACUUCCUUGGUCAGAAGGUCAAUCUGCGGGCUUCUGCAGACUUCCUACCUCCUGGGGGGAAGCUUUAUGUUGAUUACUGCUAUGCUACAGCCUCUGAGGUCCCCUGGUCCACACCCAGUCAUAUGGUUGUGGGGAACUUUGGUUGUAUGGUAGAAACCACAGGGUUUUUUGCAACCAGGAGUUGUGGGAGUGUCAGCUUUAGCUUCAGAGCUUUCCAGUUGAGUCAUGGUCCUUCUGCCCAGGUAUUUCUGCACUGCAGACUGUUUGUGAUGGUGGGGGGUCCUAGCGCUGCUGCUAAGUCCUGUUCCUACAAUGCGGAGGAGGGGAGGUGGCAAGAUCUCACAGGUCCUGACUCCGUGUGUGACUGCUGUGACUCCAGCUGUAACCCAUCCAAGGGCAAGAACCAAAUGUUGGAGGGGUUCCAUAGCAGUGGGCUGUUUGUGUUCAGCAAAAAGUCCAGGUCCCUAGGAACUAUCCCAGCAUGGAACACGUCCUCUCACCUCCCAACAUUGGAUGUCACUGACAACAGCAACACAUCUGGUGAAGAUGACUUGGUGUGGCAGAAUAACUAUGACGAGAAAGAGAAGGUUGACAUUCUUCUGCACAAGGACCUAAACCCUGAAGAAGUGUGUCGGGAGAGGCAGGAGAAGAGCCUUUUGAAAGCAUUGAUGCCUCCCUGUCAGAAGGAGGAAGGAAGUGUUGAGGUGUCUUGUGAUCCUGGUUUGAGGAUGGGCAAGCCCAAAUGUCCAAUAUCAUCGGGGCUAUCGGACAAGCUGGCACCUUCUUCAGUGAAGGGGGGGGUGGAGGAUGACUAUAGUAACUAUGGCCUUGUGUCUGGGAUGGGGGAGGUCAUGCUUCUUAGUGAUCAUUAGGGUCCACUGGGGUGUGGAGGGGUGGGGUGAUGUUGCUGAGGCUGAGUGCCGUCUGCUCAGUACUGAUGGUAAAACAAACUCUCUUCACAUUUUCUUCAUUUACCUACCAGCUUAGUAAUAAAAUUCAUGUUCAUUUGUGGUUAAUGCUGCAUUCCAUUUGAAAUCAUAACUCGUAAAUUCCAAGUUCCUAGUCCGAAAAAUCAAUCAGAGCGCCCCCUGAACUAGGAGAAAUCAACACAACUCCGAGUUCAAGAUGGUUGCACUCUUUAGCAACAGAAGUUAAAGCUGUAGUUAUAUACUGUUUAUUAUCACAUGUCUUAUUUGUGGCUCAUUAAAUCAGUUGUACACACAGUCCUGUCCAACCGCUAUCUGUGGACAUGUUGUUCAAAACACCACAUAAUGUUAUUGACCGAUAUU
This is a messenger RNA of Paramormyrops kingsleyae, 2152 nucleotides long. RefSeq names its product zona pellucida sperm-binding protein 3. Lineage: Eukaryota; Metazoa; Chordata; Actinopteri; Osteoglossiformes; Mormyridae. The record is from RefSeq and is a predicted model, not a curated record. Gene Ontology annotation, molecular function: acrosin binding. Gene Ontology annotation, cellular component: extracellular matrix. Gene Ontology annotation, biological process: binding of sperm to zona pellucida; positive regulation of acrosome reaction; egg coat formation.